Messenger RNA from Anastrepha ludens (Mexican fruit fly), 735 nucleotides. It is a transcript of the gene DCTN6-p27, whose product is annotated as dynactin subunit 6. The transcript has 3 exons. Gene Ontology annotation, cellular component: dynactin complex. Gene Ontology annotation, molecular function: dynein complex binding. Gene Ontology annotation, biological process: mitotic spindle organization. The record is from RefSeq and is a predicted model, not a curated record. Lineage: Eukaryota; Metazoa; Arthropoda; Insecta; Diptera; Tephritidae. The coding region runs from base 95 to 667 and encodes 190 amino acids.
AUCGGUUAUCGUAUUCUAUGUAAAUUUAUCAUUCGACGAUAGUGUAAAUAACAAUAAGUUGAAACGUUUCCUGAAAGAAGGAAAAUCUUAAACCAUGACUCAAACGGAUCACAAUGAGAUUAAAAUAAUGGGGAAAGCAAUUGUUUGUGAAGAUUGUACGCUUAUUGGUGACAUCACUAUUUUUCCUGGAUGUGUGAUACAUCCUAGCGCCACUAUUAUCGCUGAAGCUGGACCCAUAGUGCUAGGAGAAAAUUGUAUAGUGGAAGAAUAUACAACCAUUGCAUUCCGACUGCCAGUAGGCCAAAAACUUGAUCCUUCAUCUGAAGUACGCACCUUAAAUAUCGGUGCAAAUAAUGUUUUUGAAGUAGGCAGUACUGUUGAGGCUUGUCAUAUCGGUGAGAAGAAUGUAUUUGAGAGCAAAUGCUACGUGGGACCAUGUGUAUUUGUUUCAAGCGGUUGUAUUGUUGGUGCUGGAGUUAAACUCAUUGCGGAGCAGAAACUUCAAGAAAACACUGUGAUUUAUGGCAGAAAUUGCCUACAAAGAGAAGCCAUCGAUAAGCAUGGGUCCCAGACACUACAAAUCGACUUUCUGAGAAAGGUUCUGCCGAACUAUCACCAUCUACGUAAGCCCAAUUACGAUCCUAAAAAGAUGCGCAUAGCUGCUUAAAUUAUCGCAUACAUUAUUUAUGUCGUAACAGAUUUUUUAUUUAUUUCAAUAAACGAUUUAACUUCCGA